This is a messenger RNA of Camellia sinensis, 3158 nucleotides long. RefSeq names its product F-box protein CPR1. Lineage: Eukaryota; Viridiplantae; Streptophyta; Magnoliopsida; Ericales; Theaceae. Gene Ontology annotation, molecular function: protein binding. The record is from RefSeq and is a predicted model, not a curated record.
AAAAAAAAAAAAAAAAGAACAAGCCAAUCAAAUCAAUGGCGGACAUUCCGAACGAGAUGAUCGUGAACAUACUCUCUCGACUCUCCGUCACCACUCUUUGCCGAUUCAAGUGCGUUUCAAAGCCGUGGCUCGCUCUCAUCUCCGACCCUUUUUUCAUCAAAACCCAACUCAAUCGCAACACAGACGACAAUCACCAUCACGAUCGACUCAUCCUCCUUUCUAGUUCUUCCAAUUUCCACUCCGUCAAUUUAAAAUCUUUCCAAUUCCAAAACAAUUUCGAGGCUUUCCACCUUAAAUUCCCUUCCAAGCAAAACCCAAAUCUUUGUAAGGAGAUUUGGGGUUCCUGCAAUGGGUUGUUAUUGAUGCUCAAUUACUAUUUCUCUUUCUUUUUGGUUAACCCAUCUACUAGACAAUCCAAAAAAUUGCCAAUUUCACCUUUUUCAAUGAACUCUGUUGAUAAAUGUUUGUGUUUAGAUAGUUAUGGGCUUGGUUAUGACUCAUCCAGUGAUGACCACAAAGUUGUGAGUAUUGCUCAUUAUGGCUAUGGUUGUGAUUUUGAUGAUAAUAUAGUCAGUGUGUAUAGCUUAAGAACUAGUUCAUGGAGAAGAAUUGAGGACUCUCCCUAUAUUCAUACACCUUAUGGGCCUUCGUCGGGGAUUUUUGUUAAUGGGGCUCUUCAUUGGUUUGCUAGUAGUUUUGUGGGUUCAAAUAAUUCGACCGUAAUUGCUUCACUUGAUUUAACAUAUGAAAAUUUUGGAGAUGUGCCAUCUCCUGUUGAUGACUUUGUUUUAUUUGGAGAGCUCAGUGUUCUUGGAGGGUGCCUUUGUAUGAUUGUUUCUCGCCGCGGCGGUUGUAAAGAUGUUUGGGUGAUGAAAGAGUAUGGUGUGAGGGAUUCUUGGACCAAAUUUACAAUCAAUCAUGGUUGUUUUCCUUUGUGCAAAGCGUUGUGUUUAUCAAAGACCGGUGAAUUUUUGUUGGGGAUUUGUCAAAAAAAGUUAAUCUUCUACAAUCCACAAGAGAAAAAAUUUAAGAGACUUGUGGUUCGAGCUUGUCCAAAUAAUUUUGUAGCAGGAACUUACGUGGAAAGCCUUGUUUCACCCAAUUGCAGCAAUAUGAUCACGAGGCAAUAACAAGCAUCAAUAUUAGUACUGUGUAGGUAUCAUGGAUCAACUUAAAUCUUUUUCAUUUUACUUUUAUCUAUCUACGUUGCUCCAUUGUUGUCUCUUUUUCCUUGACGUUAUUAAGACGGUGUGAAUUUAAUUUGUUAUGUUGUAUGGAGUUUGUUUAUAUAUUUUGAUUGUACAACUUUGGCUUAAGUGGCUGGGGCAAGAUUGGUGUGCUCGUCUUUAAUGCUCACAGAGAGAGGUUUAAGGCCUUUCUUUCCAGUUUAUUUUUGGCUAUGCUUUAGGUUGAUAUUAUUGGUAACCUAUCAUGCCUGUUUUGUUGUUUGUUUUUGGUCAACUGCAAAUGAAUCUGGCAAACUUUAUGAAGUUGGUUUGAUUUUGAAGAUGAUUGAUGCAGUCAUCUUCAUUUUGUCGGUCUUCCUUUCCAUCUCAUAUUUAUCAUUCCAACUCCAAAUAAUAUAUAUAUUUAUAUUUCCCUUAUGAUUCUGUUAGUUAGGAUGUGACGCUUUGAAGGCCUUUGAAAACAAAGUGGCAAAGAAAUUGCAUGAAUAUUUCAGGAAAAAAGUUAUUACUUUUUUGGUUACUGGAAUUUACUGAGAACUACCGAUUGAACAUGGCUAAUUCAAUAUAACAUGCUGCUAUAGGUGAAGAUCCGAGAUCUGGGCUAUUUUUAGAAGGCCUUGAGGAUAUUGAUGAUCCAUUCUGGAGGGAAAAGUAUUUCAUCAAGAUGAUUGAUUGAUGGAAGAGGUUUUGGGUGUAGAGCUUUCAUUGAUAUUUAUAGUUUUAUGAUAUUGAGUUUCUCUCACACUAUUCUGAUGGUGAAUAUAGAUGGUAGCUUUGGUUGAUUAUGGCAUGCUUUUGUAUUGCUGUUCAUGUUAUGGACUGUCAAAUAGUCCAUUCCACUUUCAUCCCAAUUCACCUUUUUCAAAAAAGUCUACAUUUUUUUAUAAUUUUUUUUUGUGAUAUGGACUUGGCUAUGAUUCAUCCAAUGAUGACUACAAACUUGUGAGAAUUUUUCAUUAUUUCUGUAUAUCUGAUUGUACUGAAUGUAAUACAGUCAGUGUGUAUUCAAAAAAGUACCAAUUCAUGGAGAAGGAUUGAGGAUUAUUCUUGUCUGGGUAACCCUUUUAUAUUCGAAUGCCCAUCGGGUAUUUUUGUUAGUAGCUCUCUCCAUUGGUUAACUACGGAUUCGAAUAAGUCGGAUGUUAUUGCUACAUUUCAUUUGGUAGAUGAAAAUUUCCAGAUUAUGCCAUUACCAAUUCUGCAGUAUGCUCACCGUCAUAAGCUUCGGUUUGGUGCCCUUGGUGGGUGCCUUUGUGUGCUUGUUCCUCUCAGUAAUGGUUGCCAAGAUGUUUGGGUGAUGCAAGAGUAUGGUGUGAGAGAUUCCUGGACCAAAUCACAAUUGGUUAUACUUGUUCUUAUCAUUGGAAAAUCUUGUGUUUAUCAAGGAAUGGCCAAGUUUUGUUCCACACGAUAAGAAAUAAGCUAAUGCUCUUUGAUCCUCAAGAAGAAAAAUGAAGGGAGCUAGUGGUUCGAAGCAGUCCAACUCAAUUUGAAACAGGAACUUAUGUGGAGAGCCUUUUUUCACCCAAUUGCAGCAAUAUGAUCAAGAGUUAAACAUUUGUUGAAACAAACGGACCAUAGGGAUACAUGUCCCUCCAAGCACAGAUGGAAGCAUGCGAAGCCCAGAAUAAAGCAGAUUUGUCAAAGGCAAAGAGAUAUAGGUUGGAUGAGUGAGCCAUCCAGUUCCAAGAGUGAUCGUUUAAUCCUGUAGAAUAGCAUGGACAGACAGCCACCAGGCUAUUUGAGAUCCUCAAUGGAAGUAGGAAUUUAUCAGGAUGCAUGUGGAAAGGAUGAUGGCUUAGUUGAAUGGGCUUGAGUGACUUUUAUAUUUUUGUUGGGUUGAUGUUACUCCAUGUUAUUUGGGGGUGUCAGUAAUGUGAAUUUGUUAACGUUAGUGUCAUUUUGACAUUUAUGUGAUGUUGUGCUAGUUUUUUCUCCAACUUGAAUUGGUGUCUGUAUGUCUUCUUUUUC